AUGUCGGCACUCAGACAGAGGGCAGCACAGCUUGCCAGGCAGGCCCGGACAGCUCGGCCCUCCGGAGCCCAGAGCACCAGGUCGUACGCCUCGAGCCACGGCCACCACGAGGCCCCGCACACUGUCGAGGAAUCGCUCGGACCUGCGUUCUUCAUCACUAUGGGCACGUUUGUCGGCUCCGUCUUCGUCUACCAGAUCUCACGCCCUGGCGAAAACGGCGAGCUCUCGACCAUUCACAAGUGGAUUGAGAAGAUCUCAAACUACGGCACCGAAUGGGAGACGAAGAACCACCUGAUGGCGGCGGCCAUCCAACAGGCGGCCCACGACAAGCACCUCCUCUACGGCGCCGAGCGGAGCAAGUACCACGAGCUGUCAUACCCUGAGGUAUUUACACAUGGGUCGCCCUUCAAUGUCCCGGCCGGACACUACCCGAACAUCAGCAAGGUCGUUGCCCACUACCAGAAGCAGCAUCACGACGACGAGGCGCGCAAGGCGAAGAAGCUGGCAGCGGCAGCAGCAACAGCGGCGGCCUCCGAGUAG
This is a messenger RNA of Chaetomium fimeti, 540 nucleotides long. RefSeq lists its product as uncharacterized. The coding region runs from base 1 to 540 and encodes 179 amino acids. Gene Ontology annotation, cellular component: mitochondrion. The record is from RefSeq and is a predicted model, not a curated record. Lineage: Eukaryota; Fungi; Ascomycota; Sordariomycetes; Sordariales; Chaetomiaceae. The transcript is spliced from 3 exons.